This is a messenger RNA of Doryrhamphus excisus (bluestripe pipefish), 2150 nucleotides long. RefSeq names its product acyl-CoA dehydrogenase medium chain (gene acadm). Gene Ontology annotation, cellular component: cytoplasm; mitochondrion. Gene Ontology annotation, molecular function: medium-chain fatty acyl-CoA dehydrogenase activity; flavin adenine dinucleotide binding. NCBI's taxonomy places the organism in Eukaryota, Metazoa, Chordata, Actinopteri, Syngnathiformes, Syngnathidae. The record is from RefSeq and is a predicted model, not a curated record. Gene Ontology annotation, biological process: fatty acid beta-oxidation; medium-chain fatty acid catabolic process.
AGAGUAAAGGUCGCUUGACCAAGCGUUGACAAGAGUCAUGUGACUGAAUGCGCUGCUGUGAUUGGCGGCCGGGGUCGUCAUCUUGAAGAGGGGCAAUAGCAAACCUUUCAGUGUUGUGACGAAGGUUGAACAAUGCUGUUAAAUAAGCUCCUUCGGGCCGGGACGCGCUGCGGUGUCCGGCUACAGAGCUCCGGUGCCGCGGCAGCCAGUGUGAAAACCUCCGGCGACCACACGGCGGCCAACGGCUUCUCGUUUGAGCUGACCGAUCAACAGCGAGAGUUCCAGCAGCUGGCGCGCAAGUUUGCAUGCGAGGAAAUCGUCCCCAAGGCUGCAGAUUAUGACAAAAGUGGAGAGUAUCCAAUGGCCAUCAUCAAGAAGGCAUGGGCCCUAGGACUGAUGAAUAGCCACAUUGCAGAGGACUACGGCGGCAUGGGCUUGUCUAUAUUUGACAGCUGCCUCAUCACCGAGGAGCUGGCCUUUGGCUGCACCGGCGUGCAGACGGCCAUCGAGGCCAACUCUCUGGGACAAAUGCCCGUCAUUAUUGCUGGCAAUGAGGCGCAGAAGAAGAAAUACCUAGGAAGGAUGACCGAGGAGCCUCUCAUGUGUGCGUACUGUGUGACUGAGCCGGGGGCUGGCUCGGAUGUCGCGGGUGUUAAGACGCGGGCUGAGAAGAAGGGCGACGAGUAUGUGGUCAACGGCCAGAAGAUGUGGAUCACCAAUGGCGGCAAGGCUAACUGGUACUUCCUCCUGGCCCGCACCGACCCGGACCCCAAAUGUCCCACCAACAAGGCUUUUACCGGGUUCAUUGUGGAAGCAGACACCCCCGGAGUCCAAGUGGGGAGAAAGGAAAUGAACAUGGGCCAGCGCUGCUCCGACACCAGAGGCAUCACCUUUGAGGACGUCAGGAUUCCAAAGGAGAAUGUCCUCCUCGGCGAGGGAGCAGGAUUCAAGAUAGCCAUGGGUGCCUUUGACAAGACCCGGCCUCCGGUGGCAGCAGGAGCCACCGGCCUGGCUCAGAGGGCCCUCCAUGAAGCCACCACCUACGCCCUGGAGAGGAAGACCUUUGGCAAACUGAUUGCUGAGCACCAGGCCAUCUCCUUCCUGCUGGCGGAAAUGGCGAUGAAGGUGGAGCUGGCCCGCAUGGCGUAUCAGCGAGCCGCCUGGGAAGUGGACCGCGGCCGCAGGAACACCUACUACGCCUCCAUCGCCAAGGCCUUUGCUGGUGACAUUGCCAACCAGGUGGCCUCGGACGCCGUGCAGAUAUUCGGAGGCAACGGCUUCAACAGCGACUACCCGGUGGAGAAACUGAUGAGGGACGCCAAGAUCUACCAGAUCUAUGAAGGCACCGCUCAGAUCCAAAGAUUGAUUAUUUCCCGGGAGCACCUGGCAAAGGCCCAGAAGUGAUGGGUGUGGUUAGGAUGACAGUCAUCAUGGCUGCACACCUUCGGCGUGUCACCCGCCUGCCUUGCCAAGUGUCACACAGCUUGGUUCAGACGUUCAGCCUCCAUUGCCUUAAGAUGUGCAGUUGAUUAAAGUGCUCGUGACACCAAAACACGCCUUGGUCUCGGAUGCUUGUUGUGUCCAAGGCUUUUCCUAGAACACUUGCAACCAAAGCGUAUUCCCAUUUCCAAAAGACACAGUUGGUUUCAAUACUGCCCCGCAGACGGAGACGAAAAUCAUGCCGAGGUGGCAGUAAGUCAAUCCAUGGGUCUUCUAUUCUCAGUAGUAGCCAACUGACUGAUUCCCAACUGAGCUGCUAGCUUGGCGGCUAAUCUGGCGCCUGUUGCAGCAUGCAGCAUGAAGUCCAAAGGAGGCCAUCUUGGAUUGCAGCGUGCGGGAAUAAUGUGGCUUUUCACUCGUAUUUAUUAGUUUCUCUGACAAAUGUCUACUUUCACUUUUUUGUGUCACGAGCACUUUAAGGAAUAAAGUACUGAAGUCUGCUUUUGGCUCAGAUGUUAUUGAUCAAAUUCUACUUGGAUAGUAUUGUACAAGUCCCGAUAGUUGCGGUGAUGGGUAAAGUUGUAUAUUCUGUUUGGCACUUGCUCGUGUAAAUGCCACUUUAUGAAAUGAAUGACAAGGUUGCUCAUGUUUUCUACAGAUGAUGUGAUAUGAUGAACGUGUGCUCAAAUAAAGCUUUCUUUGAAACAACA